Molecule: messenger RNA, 7961 nt
Organism: Bombyx mori (domestic silkworm)
Lineage: Eukaryota; Metazoa; Arthropoda; Insecta; Lepidoptera; Bombycidae
Exons: 5
Coding region: 188-673 (161 amino acids)
Biological process (GO): positive regulation of voltage-gated potassium channel activity; regulation of synaptic transmission, cholinergic; sleep
Source: RefSeq, a predicted model, not a curated record
ACUGAAAUUCGAUUAUUUCAGCAAUGAGCUUUCAGGUUCGACUUUUACAGUCAAUAAUUUUGCAUACGCGAGUGCGCUUGUACGUAAACCGAUGGAAAAUGAGGCCUAAGUUAUAUUUUUAAUCUUUUACUAUACCUACAUUUUACGGAAGUGUUUUUCGAGAAUCGUAAAAAAGAAUCAACGAAAGAUGCAGAAUAUUCGCAAGAUGAUUACAAUCUCCUUGAGCAUCAUGGUUCUACUCUGCAACGUGCCUUUGUCGCAAGCCAUCGACUGUUUCAAAUGCGUUUCAAUGAACGGGAAAUUCCCGCCAUGCGACGAUCCCUUCCACAACAAUCAUUCGCUGCAAAUGCUGGAGGCGUCCUGUAUGGGGGGCAGGAAGGGAAGGGACGGCCUGUUCCCUGCAACUUCGUGCAUUAAAAUAGCCGGUGUCUUCGAUGACACAGGCGAAACCAUAACAGUGCGAGGUUGUGGUUUAGACUCUGGUACGGCCACUACUGACACUGAAAUCAUAAGGAUGUCUCAUUGCGGAAGAUUCUAUUACAAUAACAGAUACGUCCAUGGCUGUCUUCAGAGCUGCAACGACGCUGACGCCUGCAACUCGGCGAAGGAAUAUGGACCUUAUGUGACAGUCUUGUCGCUCAUUUACCUCGCGCUCAUAAUGUUCAUGAGCUAACAGACGUACGUUAAGGCAAAAAGUUUGUCGCUUAAGCCCAAUUUCAGAUGUAGCGCUACGUUUACAACGUUUUGCAUUUAUCGAAUCUGGAGCGCGAAUCGUUAAUUGGGGCGGCGGCCGUUUUGUCUAAUCACACAUACGUAUUACGUGUUCGAAAUCUCGUUAAUACAGACGUGAUGUUCUGUAGAGAUAUUCGCAAGUUUUAAAAAUAUUCUUUAUUGUACACACAGUUAAUAUUACAAUAAUUGCGUAAGAUAUAAAAAAUGGCGAGCUUAACUCAACAAUUGAGUUUUCUACCAGCUAACCGUUCUUAACGAAGGAAAGCUUUAAAUGAGUGGGUAGAAGAAUACAAUCUAAUCAAUUUACAAUCUAGACAAGAACUUAAUAAAAAAAAAAAAAACAAAAAACAAAAAACACUAAUACAUAAUAUAUUAGACUACAUAUAUAUACAUACACACAUAAAUAACGUAAACAUAUACAUACACGUACAUAUAUAAUGAAAUACAUAAAAUAAAUAUAUAUAAGUAAUACUAAAUAGAUAGAUAGUGCUUCUUUAAUGCCUUCCUGAAUACCUCAAGUGAGGGACUUGCACGGAUUGAGUGUGGAACUGAGUUCCACAGACGCACAGACUGCACAGUGAACGAACCGCCGUAGCGGCUGGAGGAGUGAGGGGGAAAAUUAAGGAGAAGGGAUCUACUUGUACGACAGGGUACACCUCGGGGCAUCUGGUAAUCGAAGCGCUCACGGAGGUACCGGGGAACAGCUGGGUUAUUAAGGAUGUUGAACAGCAUACAUAAAACAUGUACAUCACGGCGAAGUCGGAUAGGUAACCAAUUAAGUUGUGAUCUGUACUGCGAGACAUGAUCAUAUUUGCGUAAACCAAAAAUAAAGCGUAUGCAUAAAUUUUGUAACCUUUCCAGUUUGUCCCACAGCCCCUCCGCGGCGUCCAGGAAACAGACAUCUGCAUAGUCAAGGAGAGGAAGCAUAAGGGAUUGGGCCAGGGUGACUUUAGCUUCAAAGGGCAAGAAACGCUGAAGACGCUUGAGAGACUGAAACGUGCAAUGCACUUUCCUGCUAACUAAGUUUAUCUGACUGGACCAAGAGAGAUGACAAUCAAGAACGAUACCUAGGUUUUUUGCUGUUUUAGAAUAAGCGAUUGGAAUUCCAUCUAGCGUCACAGGGGGCAAAUUAAUGUGGUCAAUCGUGUUGUACCUAUAGGAACUACCAAUUACUAUGACCUGUGAUUUUGAUGGAUUCACAAGAAGUCCAAAAGAUUUAGCCCAAGCACUAAUUCUACCAAGAUCUCCAUUGAUUUCAGCAAUAGCUAGAGCAACGUCAUCAGCUUUAAAAUGUCUAUAAAUCUGCAAAUCGUCAGCGUAGAGAUGGUAGUGAGAAGUCAGCACCUGAGUAAUUUCAUUAAUGAAAAUAGAGAAAAGGAGAGGAGAUAGUACGCCACCUUGAGGUACACCCGCAGUUAAAUCACACCAUUUUGAAGUAGCAUCAUCAGAACGGACACACUGCGAGCGUCCCCGGAGAUAAGAUUCAAACCAGGUUAGAGCAAGUGGAGAUACAUUAAGAGAUCCAAGGAUACUUAGAAGGAUGUCAAGGUCUACUGAGUUAAAAGCACUGCUGAAGUCCAAUAAGGUCAACACGGUUAGCUGCCCCACAUCAAUCGCGUGGCGAAUGUCGUCAGUGACCUUGAGCAAUGCAGUGACCGUGCUGUGGCCUUGGCGGAAACCAGACUGAAAAGAGUUGAGGAGAUUGUUUUUAUUAAGGUAGAUAGUGAGCUGUCUUUGGACUAAACCCUCCAAGACUUUAGAGAGAAUGGGAAGUAUUGAGAUUGGACGAAACUGAGAAAAAGAGGAAGGAUUAGGGACCUUAGGAAGUGGGAGAACAUGAGCCUUUCUCCAGCUACUUGGGAAUGAGCCUUUUGAGAGAGAGAAGUUAAGAAUAUAUGUAAUGAUAGGGACAAGCUCAUCCACAAGCAGAAGGAUCAUCUGAAGGUGAAUCCCAUCCUCACCCACAGCCCUAGUGGAAAUAGAAAGGAUGGAUCUCUUAACGUCACACUCUGUAACCGGAGUGAAAGUAAAAGGAGUGCACAUGGGUAAAGGCCUUUUGGAAAGUUGUAAUAGUGUAGAUGACUUUGUACUGUCAUUAAGAAUAAUGAGAGCUUGAGAGAAAUGCUUAUUUAAAGCGUCGAGGUUAAUAGUAAAGGAAGUAUCGUUUAACUGUUUGCCAAUGCCUAGUGAAUUAAGGAAUUUCCAGAUUUGGCAUGUGUUCAGACCCUCUAAGGAGCUAUGAAUAUGGCGUCUUUUGGCAUCUCUACACAUCCGAUUGCAACGAUUACGAAGUUUCUUGUAAGUUGUAAGAUUGUCUUCCGUUGGGAGCUUUCUGUAUCUGCGUUUAGCCUUAUCUCUCCUGGCCAUCAUCUGCCUAAUUGAGUCGGAUAACCAAGGUGAGGGUAACUGUUUAACUCUGACACGUCUGAUGGGAGCAUGAUUAUCAUAAAGAAGCGAGAUAUUUUUAUUGAAAGAACAAACCAUGUCAUCGAUCGUGUCAGAGCCAAAGACAGUCGACCAGUCAACAUUCCUCGCGUCAGCCCGCAAUCGCUCCACGCCUAUACCCUUGAAGCUACGAAGGAAAAGGUAUUUGGGUUUGGGUUUAGGAGGACGAAUCUUGUAGGAGAGAUAAAUUAAAUCAUGAUAGGAAAAAGGAGCCGAUAGUUGUCCGUGUGUAGCAACCAUGUUGGAUUCAGAAACAAUAAUUAAAUCCAGAAGGGAGUGGUCUUGAUAUUGAGGUGCACAGUGUGUAGCUGCAAGAGGGAGGAUAUUUAAGUUGAGAGAAGUAACUACCGCACGAAGUUUAUCAGCACGGCUGUCAGAUUUCAGAAGGCAGGUGUUAAAAUCACCAAGAAUUAUUGUAUGAUCAUAAAGGGGGGAAAGAGAUUCAAGUUUAGAUUCGAAAGAGGAGAAAUAGUCAACAUGAGAAGAGGGGAUAUAAAGAACGCCUAGAAGAAGCUUAGUAUGGUGAAAGGAGAUUUCAAUAAAUAGGUUUUCUGCGGACUGCGUAUAUUCACCUGGGGACGCAUCAAUAACUUUAGAAGGAAUAUCAGAACGAAGAUAAAUCGCUACGCCACCUCCUCCUUUCCCUAUUCUGUCGUUGCGUAGUAAGCGAUACCCAGGUAGAGAGUACUGAGUAGAGGGAAGAGCAGGUUUAAGAAAGGAUUCAGAGAUGAGUACUGCAUGGACGACACUGGAAUCGAAAGAGGACAAGAGAUCGGGAUAGUGGGCUGGGACACUCUGUGCGUUUAUGUGAACGAUGUUGAGGAACUUAGGAAACGGCGAAAAUUUUGCUUGAAUCAAGUCUCGCAAAUGAGUUGAGUCAUCAUCCUCACUAAAUGCACUACCAUAGCUUAUGUCAGACGAGCUUGAGGAAGAGCAUGAGAAGAAGGCAUCAUUAAUAUCUAAAUUUGACAUACUAAGAUAAUAUAAUAUAAAUAUAUACUAAACAAAAAUACAGUAAAAUAAUAGAAAACACUAAAAAAAAUAAAUAAAGCUAACGUAAAACUAAAAUCUAAAGAUUUACAACUGUAACUUACUUCACAAACGCUCCUUUCGAGAUUAGCAAAUCACUUUAAUCUAAGUCAGAAAAUGUACAUACUAAAAACAAAACGCAAAUUCUAUUAUCAUUGUCACAAAUAUAUUAAGUAAAUGUAUAAUCUAUAUUGACAAUAUAAAACUUAAGAGUUGGCUGUAUGGCAUAGUUCCAUUGCCUUUCUCUUCGAGAAAAACCCUACUGCUGCUACUACUAAGUGCAUAAUCUAUGAUUAUCACUUAUCUAUCUGUCAGUUCUAUUACAAUUAUUUACAAUCAAAAUUUUUAUAUGUUGGUAAUUUUGAAAGUUGAUCGAAAUAAUGUUCAAAAACGCAUUACAACUACCUCGAAUAGAUAACUAAGUUUUUAGUGUUACAUCUAUGAAUAAGUUCAAGAUACCGCCAUACUACUUUCGACGAGUCGUCCUCUUGCCGAUUUCUCGCUCUGCCGCUGAUUUUGGUGCCGUCUUGGGUUCGUCAUGAGAUUUCCCAGAUGACUGAGGAGCUCCUUGCGCUUUUUGAGCCGAGGGAAACUUGGUUUUCAGAUGCUGAAGUUCAAACAUCUGUUCAAUCUUACAGCGUUUAUUAUCCGGGAGAAGGACGAUUAUUUUCCCAUCUGUUGUCCAGCAGCGCUUAACGCCGAAAUGAGAGCGGGCCUCCAAAAAGACAUCAUGACGUGAUUUGGUCAGAAAUUCUGAAAUGAUGACCCUAGAACCCUUCAGGAGUGUCUUGUUCUUCCACACUUCAUUGCAUCGCCUCAAACUCAGGAACCUGACUAAUAUAGGCCUAGGCUUAUUGGUGUUGGAGCCUAACCGAUAGCAAGCAGUUAAGUCCUCUUCUGUGCAACCAGCCACCUUCAUUUGGUUGGUUAAUAUACCCACAAUUGCUGUUGCUGGGUCUGUGGCAUCUGACUCCGGGAUUCCAUGAAACAGAAGGACCUUACGACGCGACGCCAUCUCAUGCCUGUCCAACCCCAAGAGAACAAGCUCCAUCUGUGACCUCAGCAUGUUGAGUGUUUGUAGUGUGAGAUUCCGGAAUGCGAUGAAAUCUUGUGACAACUUGCCUAGGUCCGUGUGUGGUGACUGGUGACUGCUCAGCAUUGCUUCAAACUCAGUCAUCCUCUGCACAACGCUUGAUUCCACCUCUUGUAACUUAGUGUACAGAUCCAUGAUGCGGCGCUAUUGAUGAUGUGGCAGUAGUGAUGAUGUGAAGUGAUAUUAAUAGAGAGAACUUGUUAUGAGCUGUUGUGAAGCAAGUUAUGGAACCCAAAUUAUAGCAUUUAGAUAUGAAUAGGUAAAAAUAUAUAUUUUUAACAAUUAAAAACACUGAGAGCUCAACAAACUAGUGUAUACACUUCAACUACCCACAGUAGAAAAAAAAUAUAUUUAAACGUAGCCUAAAACCAUCACGAAUUAGUUAUAAGAUUUCAAAACAUAAUAUUUAGCUUAAUGUACUGUUACGCGCUGGGAUUCGGGAUAAAUAAAAUUCUGCCGAAUUACAAGUCACCACUGUAUUCAACACUUAGAAUACUUAAAGUUCGCUUCUUCCGCUUCGCUUCAGGUGAUCCGUUCGCUGUUUCGCUUCGACUAGUUCCGAUUACUGACUGACUACGUGCCAUCUCUGCAACGCUUUUAUAGUCGAGACGUAAUUGCUAGAAUCGUCGAGAAUAUUCCACAAGAUUUUAGUAUUGUGUGCUUCCGCUAUCUGACAAUAGAUGGCGUUGUACUUCUCGAGCGUUUUAGAUAAUACUAGAUCCGAUAUCCGGAUAUCCGACGAUAGAUGGCGCUACUCUUACCGGCGUAACAGUACGUUAAUAAAAAUACAAAAUGAAUAAUAGUUAACAGAGGAGUGAAAGGUUAUAAUUUGGUUUAAGCGAACUUUUUGCAACUACACAGAAGAGUCAUUUAAAGUUUAAAACUUUGAAUAAAUAAACCGACAAAUAAAGCUUCUUCAGCUGUUUGAAUGGGGUAAACAUAAUUUGAGUUCAAUUAAAAACCACCGAAUUGUUGAUGCCAAUACUAAAUAAAACGGACUGGUGGUAGGACCUUUUGUGAGUCCGCGCGGGUAGGUACCACCGCCCUGCCUAUUUCUGCUGUGAAGCAAUAAUGCGUUACGGUUUGAAGAGUGGGGCAGCCGUUGUAACUAUACUGUGACCUUAGAACUUAUAUCUCAAGGUGGGUGGCGCAUUUACGUUGUAGAUGUCUCGUCCACCCAUCUAAGCUUUAAAAAAAUCAUACUUACAAAGAUAAUGAUCGCGUAUUAAACCAAAGCUUAAAUCAAAAGCUUAAACCAAAUAAGCCUUUCAUCCCUCGAUAUUAUUAAGUCACAAGUUUAAAUGCUAUCAUACAAACACUAUUUAUUUUGGUGUUUCCAAAAACUAUAAUUAAUCGUAUACAAUUAAUAUAUCAAUAUUAUUAUCAAUAUUAUUAUAUAUCAAUAUUAUUAAUAUAUUAAUAUGUAUUUAUGCUCUACAAUUUUAGACGGUACUCUACACAUUGUAUUAAUCUAUAGUAUAAGAUUUCCCGCCCAAAUACCGACCUGUCAUGGCGGACGUAGUGACGUAGAGAUUUAAUGCUUAAUGCCUUAUCGAUUAUCGAUUAAUCCGUGCACGAAUAUGAUCAUCUAAAGAAUCGAGCGAAACAAAACAUAUCGAUAUUAAAACAAUAAAGAAUGUUGUAGCUUACUUAUUUAUUAAUGUGAUGAAAUGCGAGAUCUGUAUGACAUUUGUGGGAAAAUGUUUUUAUGAAUAAUAAUACAAAAUGGUGCGCGUGCAACUUGGUGUACGUGAAAGAAGUGAAACUUCUUUUGCGGCGUGUAGUACGGUGGUUUUGUUCAUUUUUCAUCGUUAAAUCAAAUUUCUCUUGUAAUAGGGAAUGCUGUGUAUAAAAGAAACGACCUCUUCGCCAUUUAUAUAUAAUAUAUUUUAACUUAUAUAUAGCAUUUCUUUUUAAUCCUUCAUUAAAAAAUAAAAUAUAAGAUACUUAAUAUUAUGUUGCUGCCAUCUAGUAGCCGAAACCCGUAAACAGAAUGUUUAAAACAGAAACGACCUAGCUUGCUUUCUCCCUCUCUCCACGAUCGAAUAGUUCGCGAGAAGCUCUGUCUAUUUUCUCACUCUCGCUUUUCCUAAAUUAUAUUUUUUCUCUCUAGCCGUAACGAAUCUGUCGCAAGUUAAAUUUUACUCUAAGCGCGCGUAAAGAAGUUUCACUUAAAAAAUUAAUUAAUUAAUUAUUCGAUUUUAUAUCGAUUUGAUUUUAGAUAUUUUUACGUAGCAAUUUUAUAGGUAUUUAGUCUUUUACACGAUGCACUUGGCUUAUGUUGUAGGUACCCUCAUUAAUAUUCACGAUGUAUCACGUCUGCAUCUUAGUUAGAUUUUAUUAAACUAUCUCUUUCGGACGCCAUGCGCCAGCGUGGACUUAAAAUAUAUUAUGACGUCACUGUCAUAGAGUAUACACAGAUAGAGCUGCUCUCCCAUCGCACCAUAGUCAAUGUAAAUGCUACCCUAGCAUCUUACGGAAAGAUAAUUCGAAUAUUACAAAGGCCCUUGAAACUGCGAUACUUUAAGACAAAUAUUUUUUCUGUAUAACUAGCAAGGAAGCUAGCGACAUCUUGUAGCGGAUACCCUUAAACUUAUAUGUUGUUAAAGUUGAGGCAUUUAAUUAUUGUAUAACUAAACACAGAAAAUAAAAAAUUAAUAAA